Messenger RNA from Saccostrea cuccullata (small rock oyster), 1273 nucleotides. RefSeq lists its product as uncharacterized. The record is from RefSeq and is a predicted model, not a curated record. The transcript has 14 exons. The coding region runs from base 464 to 1012 and encodes 182 amino acids. NCBI's taxonomy places the organism in Eukaryota, Metazoa, Mollusca, Bivalvia, Ostreida, Ostreidae.
GUUUGCAGAGAAGCAUUUAAAUGGACACUUGCAUGAUCUACAAAGUAAUUAACUAAAAAAGAUCUACAAAUCAUGAGGAGAAAAGUAGCUUUAGAGUUGAUGCUUUACAAAGUUAACUUGACAGGAUGUUGCCCAAAAUGUGCUAAAAAAAUUGAAAAUGAGGAAAAGAUUGAAUGCAGCAUGUGCCAAAGAGCCUACCACUUUAAGCCUUUCUGCAUUGAAGAGGACAUGGAUCUUGAAGAAUUCACAGAAUUUAAAUGCAGAAUGUGCAGAAUAAAUUUCUGGGGAAAGUAUGAAGCUGACUUGGAAUCUGUUAACAAAGAAGUUGCCAAGGAUUGCCCUACCCUCUCAUAUGAUCUAAGAAAACAUCCAAAAAAGGUAUCUACCUGUCAAAGAAGAGACUUUAAGUACGGAUGAUUGCAAGCUUACUUGUGAAACUGAGAACCAGACACAGAGUGAAAAUAUGGGAAAAGAGGGCACUGGAAAUGAUGAAGAGGAGGUACAAGAUGCAGCUGAUGUUGUGACACAAUCUUCUGUAUUUGAUACAGAUUAUAUUAACAGUCAUCUGAACAGUGUAAUAGGUGCUCUAACAAAGAUAAUGAACUGCAAAAUUGAUGAAUGUGAUGAAGCUGAUCAUGCCCGCCAUCAUAUGUUUGUAAAGAGCCCUGCAGAUAUGUAUGACAAAUACAUUAAACAGUAUUUCUUUGGAAGAAAAUUUUUAAGUUCUCAGGAACAAGAACAUCUACAAACAGUUCUCCAAGAAGAAAUGUUCUGCAGCAAACCUUUGCCUGGAUCCAUUUUCACUCGAUAUAGAACCUUCCAAACUCUUGAAAAUGAAGAAUUGGAAAGUAUCCUUAUAGAUAGUCCACUAAUGGCAGUUCACUAUUUCUCAUUCAUUCUACUGAAAGAAGCAAUGGUUUAUCUGAUCUGUAAUAAAACAGGACUGCCUUAUGAAGAGGCUGAUGCAAGAUGUUCAUCAACAGAGUGUUCAGUAAAGGAUUUCCAUCUAUAAGUGACUGUUCAGUCCAAAAACUUAUUAUGCCAAACAAACUUAUUAUGCCAUACAACAAACCAGUAUUUGGUUUUUUUUGUUAGUUAAUAUGUGAUAAAUGUUGCAGUAUGAUGUGUAGUGACUGGAUUGUGUUGUGAGGUGACUGGAUUAUGUAGUUAAAUGAAUGGAUUAUGUUGUGUUGUGAUUGGGUUAUGUAGUGCAGUGAUUGGGUUAUGUUGUGUAGUGACUGGGUUAUGUAUUGUAGUGACUGGGAUAUGUAGU